This is a messenger RNA of Gadus morhua (Atlantic cod), 1217 nucleotides long. It is a transcript of the gene ttc9b, whose product is annotated as tetratricopeptide repeat domain 9B. NCBI's taxonomy places the organism in Eukaryota, Metazoa, Chordata, Actinopteri, Gadiformes, Gadidae. Bases 194 to 829 code for a protein of 211 amino acids. Gene Ontology annotation, molecular function: protein binding. The transcript has a single exon. The record is from RefSeq and is a predicted model, not a curated record.
UGUAUCCACCAUAUCUCUUUUUACGUCAUUUAUCCACAUUCUUGUGUGACAGUUCUUCUCUAGCGGCAGCGGGCGAGUGGAGGGACACUCGACAUCGGAUCCGUCUUGAUUUGUAUCUUCUCUCUAAGCAGCCUAUUUAGCGAGGAGUCAUUGUCGGUGCCUUCCUGUUCCCAUCUCCAUCUCUCCGUCCUUUAUGCAUAGCACGCUGCUCCCGUCCUCUCCGAGAAAACAGCGCUUCGAGUCCCCGCAGCAUGGUGCCGUCCUGCCGCUCCCACUGAGAGACAUGGAAGCCAAGCAGCACCAAAUCAAGAGCCUCAAGAGCUACCCGGAGACGGGCGGCCGGAGCCUGGCCGCGGCCGCUGGGGGAGAGGGGGUAGGGUACCGGGUCGCCUCGGCCGAGAUGGACAUGGAAGCCAACAUCCAGAAGGCGAUCGACUUCAAGGUGGAGGGCCAUCGCUGCUACAAGGAGAAGAAGUUCCGGGAAGCCAUCGGCAAGUACCACCGAGCUCUGCUGCAGCUGAAGGGGGUGCAUGUGGUGGACGGGACCACGGGCUCCGAGGUCAACCUCCUCAGCCAAGCCUCAACCAAGAUGACCGAAGAGCAGCGCAGAGCCGUGGACAUCACCGAGAUCGAGUGCUACGACAGCUUGACAGGUGAGCGGCACGGGCUGGGACCCAGAUCCUCGAGGUCUGGGAUCUGGAGGAGCAGAGCCUUGAGGUCUCGAAUCCUCGAGGUCUCGGCUCUUCCAGAGAUUCAGAACCUCUCGGCUCCUUCCGGAGGAGCAGAACCUCGGGGUCUCGGCUCCUUUAGAGGAGCAGAACGGAGCUGAACCUCUCGGAUACUCCGGAGGAGCAGAACGGAGCCGAACCUCUCGGCUCCGCACCGUACUUAGCCUCCAUUGUUCGCCGCGGUUCACCGGGUUCAUGAAGUGUUACAAUAUAUCACGGACGGUUUAUCAAGAGAACAUCCGGCCAAUCUUUUUGUUCCUUAUAUUAGAAAUAUCUGUAAGCAGCUGAAUUAAUACGAGGAAUAGCCCCGACAUGACGUGAAUAAAUGACGUGAACACCACCAACGAUAAACUGGUUAGAUGGCGAUUCUCAAGAACCAGCUUUUUUUCCUUGCCUGACGAAAUCAAUGAAUUAUCUACUGGAAGCGAUUUUCCAAUCGACACAUCCUAGUUACAGAUCUUUGGUAGAUGAAUCUGAUCAUGAGUAAUG